UAUUCUUGUUCUUCAUGCCGCUAUAAAAGCAUUAACAUCUGGUACAAUAAUCGAGAAAAUCUCGUGAUUUAGCGCAAGGCUCUGACAUUCACAGGGAGACUAAAUUUGUGGUUUUGUGCACUAAAAAUUAAAUAGAAGUUCGUUGAGAUCUUGAAUUUGCGAUACCUAAAAAUGGAGGGCGAGUGGAGGAAGAGUAUUCUGGUAACUGGUGGAGCGGGUUACAUAGGGAGUCACACUACUUUGCAGUUGCUCUUGGAUGGUUACAAAGUAGUUGUCAUUGAUAAUCUCGACAAUUCUUCAGAAGAAGCUGUACGAAGAGUUGCUAAGCUUGCAGGAGAAUAUGGUCACAAUCUCAGCUUCCACCAGGUUGAUCUUCGAGAUAAAGAAGCUACAGAGAAAGUGUUUUCAUUGGAAAAAUUUGAUGCUGUUAUUCAUUUUGCUGGAUUAAAAGCUGUGGGAGAAAGUGUAGCCAAGCCGCUACUAUACUACAACAACAACAUAGUUGGCACCUUAAAUCUAUUGGAAAUUAUGACUGCUCAUAAUUGUAAAAAGCUUGUGUUCUCAUCAUCUGCUACCGUUUACGGCCAGCCAAACGAGGUCCCAUGUACAGAAGAUUUUCCCCUAUGUGCAAUGAACCCAUAUGGACGUACAAAGCUCUUCAUUGAAGAAAUUUGUCGUGAUGCUCACCAAGCAGAUCCUGAGUGGAAAAUUAUGUUGCUUAGAUAUUUCAAUCCUGUUGGAGCUCAUUCCAGUGGAAACAUUGGUGAAGAUCCUCGUGGAAUCCCAAACAAUCUCAUGCCAUUUGUUCAACAAGUUGCAGUUGGAAGGCGACCUGAGCUGGUUGUAUUUGGAACAGAUUACAAGACAAAGGAUGGCACAGGGGUCAGGGAUUAUAUACAUGUCAUGGACUUGUCAGAUGGUCACAUUGCUGCCCUCCGCAAGCUAUUUGAGACUAAAGAUAUAGGUUGUGAAGUCUAUAAUUUGGGAACUGGACAAGGCACAUCUGUUCUUGAAAUGGUGGCUGCAUUUGAGAAGGCAUCGGGAAAGAAAAUUCCCCUGAAGCUUGCCGAUCGCCGGCCUGGGGAUCCUGAAACAGUGUAUGCAUCUACAGAGAAGGCUGAGCAGGAAUUAAACUGGAAAGCACAGUAUGGAAUAGAGGAGAUGUGUCGUGACCAAUGGAAUUGGGCAAGAAAAAACCCUUGGGGCUAUGGAUCACCUGAGACUGAUUGAAAUUUGAAUUUAAUUUGCAAGGUACUUUUUAUACAAAAUAGACCAGAAUGCUGAUCAAAGGAUGUUGACAGUGGCUGAAGGGAUUUGAUUAUACUUGUAUCCAUAAUCUCUCUGAGAACAUUUUUUAUUUUUAUCGACUGACAACAAAGUAUAGGUUGCAAUUAGGGAUGGUGGAAAUAUUUAUAAUUCCAGCAUGGGAUUGCGUAAACAUCACUAGUGGCUGUUGGACAGAAUAGCUCACAGGUUCUCUGAAGUGAAUAACUGCAGUAAAUAGCUGUAAACCCUGGAUGGUUUAUGGCUAUAGAUGCAAAUUUCUACCAUCAACUGUGAUAUAUGGUUAAUAAUUUGGGAGGAAGAUUUAGCUAGUCAUGAUAGUGAAAAGGAAGUAUGGCAAUUUGUGUCAUUGCCUUUGAUAUUUAUUGGAAUGGCACAUUUGUUGUUUAAAAUAUGAUCUUAUCCAUCUUUUGGAUGGCAGACAGAAAAGCAUGCCACAGUGUAUUAACGUGGUCUAACAAAUUCAAUUAUAAUUUAAGUAUUAGUGCAGCUCUAAUAUGUUUAACUCA
Molecule: messenger RNA, 1793 nt
Organism: Cryptomeria japonica (Japanese cedar)
Lineage: Eukaryota; Viridiplantae; Streptophyta; Pinopsida; Cupressales; Cupressaceae
Product: UDP-glucose 4-epimerase 5
Exons: 9
Coding region: 172-1230 (352 amino acids)
Biological process (GO): galactose metabolic process; rRNA processing
Cellular component (GO): cytosol
Molecular function (GO): UDP-glucose 4-epimerase activity; RNA binding
Source: RefSeq, a predicted model, not a curated record